Lingula anatina is the source of this 543-nucleotide messenger RNA. RefSeq names its product sarcoplasmic calcium-binding protein-like. The record is from RefSeq and is a predicted model, not a curated record. Lineage: Eukaryota; Metazoa; Brachiopoda; Lingulata; Lingulida; Lingulidae. Gene Ontology annotation, molecular function: calcium ion binding.
AUGACUUACGCGCCUCUCCCGGAGUUUUGGGUGCGCAAGAUGCGCUCUUUUUUCAUCAUAUUCGACCGUGACUUGGAUAAUAUUGUCAACCGAAAGGACUACGUUGAUUGGGUUUUGGAGCGGGGCAACACGUACUUGAGCAAGGAAAAAGUAGAACUAUUUGGGCCCUUGCUUGUCAAGGCAUGGGACGAGUUUUGGGCAGGACCAGAGAAAAAGAUCAGCGUUACUAUUGAUGAGAUGGUGCGAUCGCACGCGCGCACAUUCACCGACACUCAUUUCUCAGAGUCUCUCAAAAAUGUGCUGGAAGUUUGUUUUGACGGAGUGGACGCCAAUAACGAUGGGUUUGUCACACUGGAUGAGUACACAAAUUUCUUGGCAUGCUACGGCAUUCAUCCUCUCUCCGUUACGCCUUCUUUCCAGGCCAUAGACACCAACAAAGACGGGGUUAUUAGCAGGGAGGAGUUCAUCAAUGCUGGGAAAGAGUUCUUUCAAGUCACAACUGAUACUCCAGCCAAGUUGUUUAUGGGACCCUUCCGUGCCUGA